Meyerozyma guilliermondii ATCC 6260 is the source of this 1797-nucleotide messenger RNA. RefSeq lists its product as uncharacterized. Gene Ontology annotation, cellular component: membrane. The transcript has a single exon. NCBI's taxonomy places the organism in Eukaryota, Fungi, Ascomycota, Pichiomycetes, Serinales, Debaryomycetaceae. The record is from RefSeq and is a predicted model, not a curated record. Gene Ontology annotation, molecular function: ABC-type transporter activity; ATP hydrolysis activity; ATP binding. Bases 1 to 1797 code for a protein of 598 amino acids.
AUGGCAGCUACUUUUUCGUGGAAAGACAUCACUGUGGAGGCCGGCGAAAAGCGGCUAUUGGAUAAUGUCAGUGGUAUUACAGCGGGAGGUACACAUGGUGGUGGAACUCUCACUGCUCUCAUGGGACCUUCUGGGUCCGGAAAAACUACCCUACUUCUGGUCCUUGCGAGACGAACCGGUGGACUUUCCUCCUUCGAGGUCACUGGGGAUGUCAGGUAUAACGGCCAAUCUGCCACUCCGGCGCUUUUAAGGCAAGUUUCUCGCUUUGUGGAGCAGGAAGAUCAUUUGAUUGGUCUGUUAACGGUCAAAGAAACUGUUGAUUUUGCGGCCAAAAUGCUGGAUCAAAAAACAAGUCUUCUGACUCGAGCCGAGCUUGUGAAUGACAUUAUAGAGUUGUUGGGUCUUACAAAGCAAGCGAAUACCAAGGUGGGCACACCACUUCAAAAAGGUCUUUCAGGCGGUCAGAAGCGUCGCUUAUCCGUUGCAAGUCAGGUAGUUACGAAACCACGCCUCUUGUUUUUGGAUGAGCCCACUUCAGGUUUGGAUUCGAAGGCAUCAUAUGAGGUGGUUCAGACUCUCAAGCAGCUAGCUGUGUCUGAAAAUGUUACCGUGAUUGCUUCCAUCCACCAGCCUUCAACACUGACUUAUGAACUUUUUGAUAAUGUCAUGUACUUACUGGAGGGCCGCGUGGUUUAUACUGGUACUCGUGCUGGAGUAGUUGAUUAUUUUAAAGAUGCUGGAUAUCCCAUUCCCCCACACCACAACCCAGCAGAGUACAUUCUUGAUUUGACAAAUACAGAUUUCUCCAGCGACGGCUCCAAUAAGCGAGAAAUUGUGGACCAUUUGGUGGAUUUUUUUGCCGCCCGCAAAAGCGAGGAUAUAUUCCAAGACAGCGAUGAAUUUGAAAAGAGUGGUGACUUAGAUGUUGCCAAACAGCUCCCAUGUAUCUCACAGGCCAACAAAGUUACGAAUCUUCUACUCCGGUCUUUCAUCAAGGCUCGCCGAGACUACCUUGCCUACUAUGUUCGGAUUGUCAUGUAUCUUGGCUUGGCGGUAAUGAUGGGUACAGUUUGGUUACGACUCAGCUACUCACAAAAGAGCAUUCAGCCGUUCAUAAAUGCCAUUUUCUUCUCUGGAGCAUUCAUGUCGUUUAUGUCUGUGGCAUACAUCCCUGCAUACCUUGAGGACUACUUUGCGUACACGAAGGAACGUGCCAAUGGAUUAUACGGACCAUUACCCUUUGUUUUGUCCAACUUCAUAAUUGGGUUACCAUUUUUGUUCUUCAUUUCCCUCAUGUUUGCAAUUGUCACAUAUUUUAUGUGCAACUUUAGACACUCGGGCUCGGGUUUCUUCAUGUAUGUGCUCUACCUCUUCCUUGAUUUGGUAGCAGCUGAGUCACUAACCAUCUUGAUUGCCACUAUCUUUCCCAUCUUUGUGGUGUCCUUGGCCCUUACUGCAUUUGCCAAUGGACUUUGGAUGGCAGUAGGAGGAUUUUUGGUUUCCGCCAAUGUAUUGAACAAGUUCUGGUACUACACCUUUUACUGGGUUGAUUAUCAACGCUAUGUCUUUCAAGGAAUGAUGUUCAAUCAAUUUAAAGACACAGUGUACACUUGUGGUAUGGGUUGUCAUUGCAUGUACUCUUCUCCUUUGGAAAAGGUAUGUAAGAUCGAUGGUAAUGCAGUUCUUCAAGCAUUAGGGUACGGUAAAGAGCAACAUGGACUUUGGAUUGGGCUUCUGAUAGCCCUCAUUUUUGUGUUGCGUUUUGCGAUUUAUAUAGUAUUACGCCUAAAAAAGUAA